Mycotypha africana is the source of this 1315-nucleotide messenger RNA. Its product is annotated as WD40-repeat-containing domain protein. The coding region runs from base 15 to 1280 and encodes 421 amino acids. Lineage: Eukaryota; Fungi; Mucoromycota; Mucoromycetes; Mucorales; Mycotyphaceae. The record is from RefSeq and is a predicted model, not a curated record. Gene Ontology annotation, biological process: mRNA 3'-end processing. Gene Ontology annotation, molecular function: protein binding; RNA binding. The transcript has 6 exons. Gene Ontology annotation, cellular component: mRNA cleavage stimulating factor complex.
GUCGACUUCCUCUAAUGAAUCACGAAAGUGUAACGGAAAAUGAGGUGUUAUCUCUUAUUAUAAGCCAGCUUAUUGCAUAUGGAUAUUCAGCGAUAGCGCAAAGUGUAGCUGACGCAACAGGCGCUACAACAGAUAUGAUGCCGAGUUCAAAACUAUCCAGUUUAAUACAAAUUGCAAAAGCAAAACAGGAAGUUACUGAUUCUGAUGAGGAAUAUGCAGGCAAAACCCCUGAUCAUGACUCGAUGAAGGAAGACGAAGACGAACUCCUGCUUAAUACACGAUUUGAAGUGGAGUCAAUGGAAAAUGCACAACCUAAACCUGCACCAGAAUAUAAUCAACUUUAUUUUACACAGCAUAAAGGACCCUGUAGAACAGCGAUCUUUAGUCCAGAUGGUCAAUUUGCAGCUACAGGAUCGCAUGAUACAUCUCUUAAAUUACUCGAUGUACACAAAAUGAAAAAUAGAACCGGGGAUGUUGGUGAUAAGCCUGUUAUCCGAACCCUAUAUGAUCAUACAGAACAAGUCAACGACCUUAGCUUUCACCCAAAUGGCUUGGUGCUUGCUAGCUGCUCCAAAGAUCAAAGCAUUAAGCUGUUUGAUUUAUCCAAGACCGGUGUCAAAAGAGCAUUCAGAUAUCUGCAGGAUGCCCAACCUGUUAAUUCCAUUUCAUUUCAUCCGUCAGGCGAUUUUCUUUUAGCAGGCACAAAAGAUGCAGUCAUUCGUAUAUAUGAUGUGAAGAGCUUACAAUGUUAUACAAACGGCAGCAAUGCGGAUAUUCACCGUGGAUCCAUCACUCAAAUACGCUAUUCUAACUCUGGCAAAAUCUUUGCAUCUUCGUCACUGGAUGGCACAGUGCGUAUUUGGGACAGUGUGUCAUCAAAAUCAAUUAAAGUUCUAGAAAAUGCGCAUAGUGGUGCAGCAGUAUCAAGUGUUAGGAUCACUAAAAAUGAGAAAUACGUACUAACAGCUGGUUUGGACUCAUCAAUGCGCUUAUGGGAAAUUACCAGUGGGAGAUUACUAAUGGAAUACAAGGGACACCAUGAACAGCGUUCAAACCUACUACAGCCUGACUUUGUAUACAAUGAGGGUUAUGUGGUUAUUGGCGAUGAAGCCUCAACAGAUGUAGUUUGCUACGAUACUCAAACUGGCGUUUUAUUAAAGAGAAUUUCGGGUCAGAAUAACAUGGUAAGAUGUGUAGCAGGAUCACCAACUGAUAUGGGUAUAUUGUCUUGCAGUGACGAUUAUCGUGCUCGUUAUUAUAAUACACCUACUGAAGUUUAACUUUUUUGAAUUGAAUAAAAAAGCACUUAUUGGCA